Molecule: messenger RNA, 1046 nt
Organism: Daldinia loculata
Lineage: Eukaryota; Fungi; Ascomycota; Sordariomycetes; Xylariales; Hypoxylaceae
Exons: 2
Coding region: 201-737 (178 amino acids)
Source: RefSeq, a predicted model, not a curated record
ACAAGAAGAGGUUUUUAGUGUCUGUCUUCUUCCUUAAGACGAUGCCAAGGGUAAAAGCAAAGUCAGAUAAUCAAUCAAUCAUUCUUCCCAAGGCCUGUCUCAAAGAAAUAACACAUAACUAGGUACCUUACCUACCCCCUUUUUUCCGCCCCCUUCUUUCAAGAACCUCGCAUCAAGCUUCCAUUAUUACAACCGCCAAAAUGUCCAUCUGCUGGCGAUCUAGCUACGUCGUCGUCCCCGGCUCCAGCACCGUCAACUACAAGUCCAUCAGCGAGAGCUCCGGAUCCGGAUCCGACACCCCGGACAGCCCCAAACCAAGCUCCGCCCCCCCCAUCCCCGGGCUGCCGACCCGCCGGAGCGAGCGCGCCCAGGCGCAAGAAUGCAAAGCCCUCGUCGACAAGCUCCUCCUGAACGUGCGCGCCCUGCCCCCCGGCGCCCUAUCGCCCAUCUGCCACCGCUCCCCGGAGCCCGUGUACUCCCUGCGCUGCCCGCGCGCAGAGUACAUGAUCACGCUGUUCAUGCAGGCGCGGAUCCAGGGCGCCGACUGCCUGGACCCGCUUGACGAUGAGUUCUGGGACUCGAUGAGGGUGGUAGCGGCCGAGGGCGUCUCGGACGAGAUGGAGGAUCUGCCUUGCCGCCGGUUCGCGGUUCGGUUUGUGCGCUUGCGCGUGGUGCGGCGGGGAAUCGAGAAUGCGGUGAGCGAUCUGGAGUAUUGGACUGAGGAGAGGAGGGAAUGAAUGAGUAGGAAAGGGGAGGGGGCGAGAGAGAUGAGAUGAGAUGAGAUGAGUUGAAAUGAGUUGAAAUGAAAAAAGAUGAAGAAAAGAUAGAAAGAUUAUAAGUGGAAAAAGAAAAAAGAUAGAAGUACUACUAAGAACCGCUCUCAUAUCACCCCCCAACACCCAGCAGUUUAUUUCCUUACCUUUACCUAGAGUAGCCAGCCAGCCAGCCAGCCAGUCAGUUAGUCUACUUACGCCCAUAGCAAGAGACGAAAGUAACGUGUCUCUGCCACAUAGCCAAGGCACCUAGGAACUGAUAAUGAAAAUCUC